Crotalus tigris (Tiger rattlesnake) is the source of this 4501-nucleotide messenger RNA. It is a transcript of the gene TSC22D1, whose product is annotated as TSC22 domain family member 1. Gene Ontology annotation, biological process: regulation of transcription by RNA polymerase II. The transcript has 3 exons. Lineage: Eukaryota; Metazoa; Chordata; Lepidosauria; Squamata; Viperidae. The record is from RefSeq and is a predicted model, not a curated record. The coding region runs from base 381 to 3245 and encodes 954 amino acids.
CGCGGAGGCGGGGCGCGCGGCGUCUCCUCAGCCCGGCGGUCGGUGCGAGGCAGCCAGGCGGGCAGGCAGCUCCGGCCUUGCCGAGGCGGCUUCGACGGGGCGGCGGCGGCAGCAGGAGGAGGAGCGCGAGGCAGGCGAGCGGGCGGGGGUCCUGCCGCGCCAGCCCCACCGAGGCUGAGCUGAGGCGGCGGCGGCGGCUCUGGAUGGGGCCGCGGCCGUCGGGGGCUGCCGCGCGUCCGCGUCGCCAGGGGCGGCUCCCGCGCGCGAGCCUUCCUCCUCCUCCUCCUCGUGGGGGCUCUUCCCGCGGCUGAGCGGCGCAUGGGCGGCGGCCGCGCCUGAGGCGGGCGUCGGGGCGUCGGGCCUUCCUCCCGCCGGCCUCAAUGCAGCAGCAGCAGCAGCAGCAGCCUGACUCAGCGGCGGCGGCGGCGGCGGCGCGGGAGAGGAAGAAGAUGGCGCAGCCCGCGAUGCUGCCUCGCCGCGCCGGCAGCGGCGCCGGCUUGGAGGACUUCCCGGCCGCCCUGCUGGGCCAGUCGCCGCCGCCUUCCCCGGCGGCCGCCGCCGCCGCUUCCUCCUCGGCGGCGGUUCCCUGCCCGGCCGGGCCGCCGCCGCCUCCCGCCAGCCUGUCGCUGCUCCCGCAGCCCCCCCCGUCUGGGCCGAGCGGGGGCCCGGCGGGCGCCCAGUUGAAGAAGAAGAGCGGCUUCCAGAUCACCAGCGUGACCCCGGCGCAGAUCUCGGCCAGCCUCAGCUCCAACAACAGCAUCGCCGAGGACACGGAGAGUUACGACGACCUGGACGAGUCGCACACCGAGGACUUCUCCUCCUCCGAGAUCCUGGACGUCUCGCUCUCCCGGGCCACCGACCUGGGCGAGCCCCAGCGCAGCUCCUCCGAGGAGACCCUCAACAACUUCCACGAGGCCGACAGCCCCGGCGCCGUCUCCCCCAACCAGCCUCGCCCGGGGCCACCGCCGCAGCAGCAGCAGCCCCGAGGCCUGGCCAACGGCGGCGGGGCCCACCCUCUCCAAGGACCCCACUACGCCCAUGGGCACCCCCAGGCCUCCGGGGGGCCCCCGUCGGGGGUUUCGGGGGGCUCUCCGUCCAGCCCGUCCUUCCGGAGGCUGCCCGUCGCGGGAAGCGUGGAGAGCGCCAGGCCUGGGCCUGCCGUGGGUAGCCUGGCCGGGCCCACCGUGGCCCCCUUUCCCCAGACGGGGGCUGGUGCUUCCGCGGGGGGAGCCGGCCCAGCGCGGCAGGUGAGCAAAACCCUCCGCAACCUUGCCCCUACCGGCAACGGCAUGGUCUUGCCCGGAGGGAGCCACCCUGGUAACGUGGCGCUCUCCGGCGGGGUUGGCAACGGCACCGGGCCCUCCUCAAACGCUGCCGGGAGCACCGGUCCUACGGCGGCGGGGCCCACAGCCGUGGGUCAUCAGCAGCCCGCCGGCAGCACGUCCCGCUUCCGCGUGGUGAAGUUAGAUUCGAGUCUGGAGCCGUUUAAGAAAGGCCGAUGGACAUGUACGGAGUUCUACGACAAGGAGAAUCCCGGGCCGGUGGCUGAAUGCCCCGCCGCGGCUAAAACGGUGGACGCGCUCCUAGACGUGGCCUCCGAAAGGGAAAGCACCAGCGGGAGCUCCGUCAGCAGCACCCUGAGCCACUACACCGAGAGCGUGGGCAGUGGAGAGAUGGGGGCGCCUUCUGGGACGCAGCAACUAGGGUUCCCCGGCGGGCCUCAGCAGAUGGAGUUCGGCAGCGCCGGGGUGCCCCCGGGGCCAACGCCGGGGCUCCCCCAGAGCAUGUCUCAGUGCCAGCUUUCCCAGGUCCAGCCGCAUCCUCAAGAGGUCAGCUACCCUCCGCAGAAGCAAGGGGUUCCCCCUCCAGCCUCGGCCGUUCCUCCUCCACUGACCGUCCUUGGUGGCCACCAACCAACUCUGGCCUCUCAACAGCUGCCGUUCAGCCCAUCGCCGGCUCAGCCGGCCCCAGUCGCUCCACAACCCCAACCGCUACCUUUUGGGCAAGGACAGGCCCAGCAUCCCACCACCCUCCCACCCCUGUCUAUGCAGAUGGCUCCGGGGCACGUGAAGCCCGUGACCCAAACUCCGGUGCCCGAGUACAUCCAGGCGCCGCAGAUGCUUCCUGCUUCGGCUUCUUCUCUGCAGCCUGGGACGGCGAUGGUCGGAAGCGGCUCGGCCGUGCCCAUCACUCAGCCUCCCAAUAUGCCGCUUCCGGUCCAGGCGCACAUCCCGGGGGUACCUCCUCAGCCAGCGGCGCAGGCCCAGCCCACCAUCCCUGCCGUGGGCGCUCCUGCUCCCCUGAUGAACGUUGGACCACCCGGAAGUGUCGCUCCCGUGGCCCAGCGGCCACCGGUUGCAAAUCAGAUGGCUUCUUCGGUGAUGGCCCCCGGCGCUGGUGGUCCUGCGCCCUCCCAAGCAACUGCCCCGGUUCCUGCAGGGGUUGUUCACUCGGGGUCCCAAGCUGCUCCAUCAGGCCUUCCACAGUCUUUGGGCAUCCCACCGCCCAGUAACCUGAUACCCAUGAAAGCAGCCGAUCCUCUGGUUCCAGGAAUGGCCCAGCUGCCUGCUGUCAGUCCAGUCCCUCCUGUGCCCGGCCACUCGGCUGCGAGCGUGCCUCUGGCUCCUUCCAAGACCCUCGCCCAGCAAAAUGGGAACCUGGUCCAAAAUGUCUCUCAGCCUGCCUUGAUUUCCACGAGCAUCCAUUUGUCCGGAGCCCCCAACCCUUCCCAGUUCUCCGCGCAGUCCUUCGCGCAGUCCAUGGCCAGCCGAACUGACGAGGCCAGGCGCUCCGUGGAAUCCACCCUGGUUGGCUUAACUCAACCUUCUGAAAGCAUCCUUGGCGCCACCUCGGCUUUGGCAGACGGGAGCAUGGUCUCUCUCUUCCCCUUGAAGGUUCUUCCGCUGGCCUCCCUGGAUGGUGAGGAAGACAGCUCCUCCGGGGCCAGCGUGGUCGCCAUCGACAACAAAAUCGAGCAAGCCAUGGAUCUGGUGAAGAGCCACCUGAUGUAUGCCGUGCGCGAGGAAGUCGAGGUGCUGAAAGAGCAGAUCAAAGAACUCAUUGAGAAGAACAACCAGCUGGAACAGGAGAACAACUUGUUGAAAACCUUGGCCAGUCCAGAACAGCUGGCUCAGUUCCAGGCACAAUUACCAGCCAGUCCUUCUCCGGCGGCGUCUUCGCAAACGCAAGGGACGAAUCUACAGCCUUCCCAGGCGGCACCUCCAAGCUCCGGACCCUCGGCGUAGUAGUCCAGCACCAGACCUCAGAUUUCGGCACUCUGGACUCUCCACUGAGGCUGGACUGCAGGAAUGCAGCAGUCUCUGCAUGCUGAUCCCCCAACUUACCCCCGUUAUGAAGACUCUUCUGCAGUAUUAAGCUGUUCAGGGCCAGCAGCAGGAGAGGGUUGAAAUGUUUCUUUUAGGUUAUUAUUAUUAUUUUUUUUUUAAAAAAAAUUGGGGGUGGGAGGGUUGGGGUCUUGCCACCGUUCAGGGAAUUAGCACAAAUGCACUGGGCGUCUUCUGCAGCGGCUGCUUAAAAAAAAAAACAAAAAACGUACGAGUUUUCGUGUGCCUGAAGCUUAUUUUUUUUUUCCCCCUCUUAACAAUCUUCCUUCCGUGUAGUGCUGUGAUGAAUGCAAGCGCUUUUGGGCCUGGAAAUGUGAAGGCAUUGGCUGGGGUAGCGGGGAUGAAGCCCCCUUCUCUAGCUCUCUAUCCAGAAGCCAAAGGAAUAAGACAGGGGAAGAAAUAUGGGGAAACUGAGGGACAGUAAAAGGGGGAUGGGGCGUUUGGUGCCUGCAGUCUUAAAAAAACAAACAAAAAAAAGCAGAUGUGCACUCAUAAGGAUGGUGCAAAAAAAAAAAAAAUCGCCUAUUUUCUAGGAGAGGAACCGGUAAGUUAAAAAAAAAAUAAAAAUGCUGUGACAUGGGAUGGUCGGAUGAAGGUUUGUUCGCUUAAUGUAUAUUUGUGUAUUUAGUGUAUAAUUACUUUGUAAAAUAGGAACUGUAACUAGUCCAUUCAGCUGUACAGAGUGAAUUUAAAAGAAUGAACUGAACCAGUUUGAAGAAGCGAUUUUUUUUUUUGGCUUUGUUUUUUUUUUUUAAAAAAAGAAAAAAGUUUUAUUUUUUUGUUUUAUUUUUGGGACACUACAUGGAUUCAAUUUUGCACCUCUACGAGCUCUCCGGAAAUCAGCUGGUGCUGUUUUAUGUCGGUUCUAAAAGUUGCCUUGGAAAAUGAAUAUAUUGACGUCAAACGCUGUCCUUUGCUGUUCCAGUGGAUGCGGGAAGCCGGGGGGGGGGCGUGGGGGGGCAGGGAUGAAUUCACCAAAGCAAAAUCUUAAUUUAAUUCCUCACAUUUUGGAUGGGGCAUACGAUCUGUGUAAUAGGAUGCAUAUGUUCUUGUGCAUGUUCUAGGUGAUUCAUUGGGAGGAAAAUGGUAAAAGUACCAGUAUAUUUAACGAUUGCACUUGUCAACUUCUAAUAAAGCAUACCAUGUUGAUAUAGAAA